UCUCGUGUCCCACUUCUGGUUUCCAGUUUUAUUUGUAUAUUAGCCUAUCUAUUUAUUGGUCCUGUCCCGUUUAUUCCGGUGAACACCUCCCUCUGGUUGGUGAUUUUGUGUCAAAUAUUUAUUGGAUUAGGUUCUGCUGGCAAGCUCGUUGUGGGAUACAACCAUUCAUUGGCAAGCGCAAUAUCAAGGGGAUUUCCUAAUGACGCCACAACUAUGACUGUAAUCACAGGAGUUUUUAGUGCUGUAUUGGCGAUUGGCGGUUUUAUUGGACCUUCACUAGGGGGAGCUCUAUUAGAUUACGUUGGCUACAGGAAAGGAACUACCGUAUUACUGGGACUAGAAAUAGCAAUUUCAUUCCUGAGCAUUGUUCAUUUUCUCUGGAACAUUCUGUGCAGGAGAAGAGAUAGAUCGGACGACUUGGUUUUUAUCGUGGCAGCUGACUGAAGGGAAAAAAUGAAAAAUCAUCUGAUGCAAAUGUCUUGUAGUGGAUUAAUCUGUUAUCACUUUAUAUACGUAUCAGAGUAGAUGUAUAGUGGAUUAAUCUGUUAUCACUUUAUAUACGUAUCAGAGUAGAUGUAUAGUGGAUUAAUCUGUUAUCACUUUAUAUACGUAUCAGAGUAGAUGUAUAGUGGAUUAAUCUGUUAUCACUUAAUAUACGUAUCAGAGUAGAUGUAUAGUGGAUUAAUCUGUUAUCACUUAAUAUACGUAUCAGAGUAGAUGUAUAGUGGAUUAAUCUGUUAUCACU
Messenger RNA from Limulus polyphemus (Atlantic horseshoe crab), 745 nucleotides. RefSeq names its product MFS-type transporter SLC18B1-like. The transcript is spliced from 5 exons. Lineage: Eukaryota; Metazoa; Arthropoda; Merostomata; Xiphosura; Limulidae. The coding region runs from base 214 to 444 and encodes 76 amino acids. The record is from RefSeq and is a predicted model, not a curated record.